UACCACUACUAACGAAAAGGUACUCACAACUCGUGCGGUACCACCACUUACUUAUACGAAGUAUUUAGCAUUUUUCCACAGGAACCAACCGUCGGCACUAUUUUCUUGGGUUCCGUCUCGUGGUACCGCUUUUUCGGUCACUUAUACUUUUAUUGAUUGUUUUUUUUAUACCUACUCGAAAUUGCGUUUUUUUAGAUUCUCUCGUUUUUUUAAAAAUUUUUGUUCAAAGUACUUUUGUGCCCUACCUUUUUGAACCAUCAAUCUUUCGAAUCCCCAUCAAUAAUUUUGCGUAUUACUUUUUCCUGUAACUCUUAUUUUUACCGCGUUUCCGGAUUUUUUUUUAUUUAUUAUAUUUUCUAACGGAAGUACUUUCGGGUACCGUCAAUUUUGGGUACCGCUUUUGUAGUGAAGCAAUUUUGAUUUGAUUUUUCGGUGACUUUAAUGUAUUAGUGAUGUUUCGAGACUAUAUCGUAAUGGAUAUGGACGUGUUAGUUGCCACAGACUUGGGUCAAGUGGACUCAGACAUGACAAUGGCGGCAUGCAACAACUCCCUGACAGCGACGUUGAGCAACGUCAGUGGAGGCGUGAACGCCAUCAGUCAACAAUGUGCCAUUUGUGGGGACAGAGCCACAGGAAAACAUUAUGGAGCCGCAUCGUGUGACGGUUGCAAGGGGUUCUUCAGGAGAUCCGUCAGGAAAAAUCAUCUCUACACGUGUCGAUUUAACCGAAACUGUGUAGUAGAUAAAGACAAAAGAAACCAAUGUCGUUAUUGUCGAUUACGUAAAUGUUUUAAGGCUGGAAUGAAAAAAGAGGCUGUGCAAAAUGAACGUGACAGGAUAAGCUGUAGGAGGCCCAGCUACGAAGAAAACAAUCAAAAUAACGGUCUAUCAGUAGGAUCGUUGUUGAAUGCUGAAAUGUUAUCCAGACAAGUUGGAGCAGCCUUAGAGCAAAUGGGUCCAAAUCCAGUAAACGAUUACGACAUUUCAAACAGACAACUGGCCAGUAUAAAUGACGUAUGCGAGUCAAUGAAACAACAAUUAUUGAUUUUGGUCGAAUGGGCCAAGUACAUCCCUGCCUUCACGGAUUUACAAUUAGACGAUCAGGUGGCCCUCUUGAGAGCUCACGCCGGAGAACACCUCCUCCUGGGCUUGGCGAGAAGAUCUAUGCACCUCAAAGACGUUCUUCUUCUCGGAAACAAUUGUAUAAUCACCAAAGAAUGUCCAGGAAAUACUGCAGUUUUCAUACCAGAACAUCGUAACAUAUCCCCAGAUUUAAGCAUAUCCCGAGUAGGGACCAGGGUCAUUGAUGAGUUGGUCAAACCCUUGACCGAUGUCCAGAUUGAUGAUACGGAGUUCGCCUGUCUCAAAGCCAUCGUCUUCUUUGAUCCAAACGCCAAAGGUUUAAGUGAACCGGCCCGCAUCAAGGCUCUCAGAUACCAAAUCCAGAUAAACCUCGAAGACUACAUCAGCGAUCGCCAAUACGACAGCAGAGGCAGAUUCGGAGAACUGCUACUCACUUUACCCCCACUUCAGUCGAUCACAUGGCAGAUGAUCGAACAAAUACAGUUCGCCAAAUUGUUCGGCGUCGCCCACAUUGACAGUUUGUUGCAAGAGAUGCUCCUUGGAGGCGCCAGCAUCGACACAGCUCCCACAACUAUCGUCGUACCGAACAACAACAACAACCUCAACAACUAUCAGAGCACCAGCGAUUCCGCUGACAGUCCAAUUACCUCGCCCACCACCACGCCGAGCAGUCCGCAGGAUCACAUGAUCAACAGCAACGUUGCCAGCCCUCCGUGUGCACAAACGACAUCUAGCGUGCUCGGCUUGAGAGAUAUUACAUCGCUUGAUGACCCUGUGCCGUAUCCAAUGUCGUUCAAGGAAGAACCGUUGAAGGAGGAGCAACAUAGUUUUUAG
Psylliodes chrysocephalus is the source of this 1916-nucleotide messenger RNA. The record is from the annotation of a GenBank genome assembly. Lineage: Eukaryota; Metazoa; Arthropoda; Insecta; Coleoptera; Chrysomelidae.